Westerdykella ornata is the source of this 2751-nucleotide messenger RNA. Its product is annotated as putative non-ribosomal peptide synthase-like protein. Bases 1 to 2751 code for a protein of 916 amino acids. The transcript is spliced from 2 exons. Lineage: Eukaryota; Fungi; Ascomycota; Dothideomycetes; Pleosporales; Sporormiaceae. Gene Ontology annotation, biological process: biosynthetic process; secondary metabolic process. Gene Ontology annotation, molecular function: CoA-ligase activity. The record is from RefSeq and is a predicted model, not a curated record.
AUGGCCACGACCUUGCAAGCUGUUCUCCGCAGUACACUAGAGAACUCCCAUCACAAUGCUGGGGAGGCCAUUAUAACCUACCAGCAAGGAGAUGUGAUCACUGAAAGCCGUCUCUCAUACACUCAGCUUCUCGAACGAGCGGAGAACAAUGCCACUCUCCUCAAGAGCAAUUUGGGGAUAAACAAUGGCUCGAUUGUUGUCCUUUAUUUUAACAACCAUGAGGACAACAUUAUCUGGCUCUGGUCUGUUCUGUUCUCAGGAGCCAUACCCGCCAUGUCUACGCCUUUUCCAGCACUAGAAGAGUUGCGCAUCAAACACAUCGCCCACGUGGACAAACUGUUCAAUAGGCCCAUCUAUCUUACGCGCAGCGACCUCAUCAAGCAGUUUCCCAAAGUUGAGGGCCUCGAUAUAUGCACCGUGGACACUCUCGAAGAUUCCUCUCCCCCUCAGGCGACGCCCAAUUCCUACACAAGUGUGCCAUCCGACACCGCCCUCCUCAUGCUCACAUCCGGUAGCACUGGCCACGCCAAAGCCGUCCCCCUCACGCACUCCCAAAUCUUGGCCUCCCUCGCCGGAAAACUGGAAAGCUGUAGCGGCCCCGAAGCACACAAAUGCGUCCUCAACUGGAUCGGGUUCGACCACGUCGCUGCCAUGGAAGCUCAUUUCCUCGCACUUAUCUCUGGAGGCGAUCAGGUUCAUAUACAUGCUUCAGAUGUUGUUACCGAACCAUUGUUGUUCUUGGAGAUGAUGCAGAAAUAUAAAGUGACGAGGUCGUUUGCGCCAAAUUUCUUCUUGGAGAAGUUGAGGCGCUCAUUGGAGUCAGCCCCGCCGACGAACCUCGACCUCAGCUCGUUAAGGGUUUUGGUCUCGGGUGGUGAAGCUAUCGUCACGAAGACGCUCCGCCAGCUUGGCAAGACACUGGUGAAAUACGGAGCACCAGCCAAUUCCAUUGUCCCAGCAUUCGGAAUGACGGAGACCUUUGCCGGUUGUAUCUUCAAUUCGGAGGUUGUUCAAGAGCAAGAUGCCGAUUUGAAUGCACCUUUCGCCUCUGUGGGGAAGGGUAUCAACGGUCUUGAAAUGCGAAUUACACCCAACCCGGAGGUGUCGGACGGCAAGAGCGGAAAUGUAGAGCUCCGUGGCCCGGUCGUACUCUCAAAGUACUUCAACAGCGUCCAAGCAACAUCCGCUGCCUUCAGUGAGGAUGGGUACUUCAAAACCGGCGAUUUAGGACACCUUGACGCGGACGGCAAUCUUCACCUCAUCGGAAGAGCCAAAGAGACAAUUCUCAUAAACGGCGUCCAUCAUCGUCCGGAUGACAUUGAGAAAGCCAUAGGAGACGCUCGACUUGAAGGUGUCAUGCCAGAUUACACUGUGGUGUUUGAGCACCGAAGAAAUGGCAUGGCCACGGAAGAAGUGUUUGUCGUCUAUCUCCCGUCCUUCGAUGUGACCGACAGUGCCGCCCUGCUCUCAACUCAUGAUGCGAUUGUCAAGAUUGCCAUGGCAGUCACGGGGACGCGACCUAGCGUUCUUCCUCUGGAUGAGAAAGUACUCCAGAAGUCGUCGCUGGGAAAGCUAUCCCGCACAAAGAUCAAAAACCUACUAAAGAGUCCUGAUCUGCUUUCUCGACAAGCCGCGUAUGAAGAGACAAUUCAGGAAGCUAGGGAAUCAACCUUCACAGCACCCGAAACCGACCUCGAGCGGCUCAUCCACCAAGUCGUCGGUACGUAUCUCAACCUCCCUCCAGAAACUUUGGGCGUCACAACCCCUAUCUUCUCGCUCGGCGUCACUUCCAUCGACAUCCUUCAACUGAAGAGCAAACUCGAGAAGCGCCUGAAGAAAACGAUCGAAACCGGUACCAUGCUCCAAAACACCACCAUCCGCUCUCUCGCGCUCGCCCUCGAUUCCACCACCACGCCCACAUACAACCCCGUAGUCACACUGCGCCCUCACGGUUCCAAGAACCCUCUCUGGCUCGUCCACCCCGGCGUAGGCGACGUUCUCGUCUUCCUCGAGCUAGCCAAACACAUGGACGACCGCCCAGUAUAUGCUCUACGCGCCAAGGGCUUCCAAGGCGAGGGAUACUUCACCUCCAUCCCCGAAGCCGUCAACGCCUACUACACCGCCAUCAAAGCCACCCAACCCCACGGUCCGUACGCCCUAGCAGGCUACUGCUACGGCGCCAUGCUCGCCUUCGAGACCUCCAAGAAACUCGAAGCACAAGGCGACGAAGUGCGAUUCCUGGGCUCGUUCGACCUGCCGCCGCAUAUUGCGUGGCGGAUGCGGCAGCUCGACUGGGUUGCUUGUCUGGCGCAUUUAGCUUUCUUCGUCGGUCUGAUUACCGAAGAUUAUUCGCACGAUGUCAUGCCGCUUUUAAGAGAAGGGAGCAAGCGGCAAGCUCUCCGGCAUAUCAUCGAUGUGGCUGAUAAAGAUCGAUGGGAGGAACUCGCGCUCACGGAGGAGGCUUUGUACUCGUGGACGACGCUCGCUCACGAGCUGCACGUCAUCGCUGUGGACUACGAGCCGCUGGGUAGUGUGCAGAGCAUUGAUGUGUUCUACGCGGAGCCGUUGAGGAUUUGCGCUUCGACGAAGGAGGAUUGGGCAAAGGGGCCGUUGAAGGAGUGGGAGGGGUUCUCGAGGCGGGAGUUGGGGAUGCAUGAUUGUCCGGGUGGGCAUUAUACGAUGAUUGGACCGGAUUGGGUGGGCGGGUUUGCGGAGAUUUUGAGGGCGGUAUUGAAGGCGAGGGGUCUUUAG